Messenger RNA from Loxodonta africana (African savanna elephant), 795 nucleotides. Its product is annotated as coatomer subunit zeta-2-like. NCBI's taxonomy places the organism in Eukaryota, Metazoa, Chordata, Mammalia, Proboscidea, Elephantidae. Gene Ontology annotation, biological process: retrograde vesicle-mediated transport, Golgi to endoplasmic reticulum; intracellular protein transport; intra-Golgi vesicle-mediated transport. Gene Ontology annotation, cellular component: COPI vesicle coat. Bases 1 to 501 code for a protein of 166 amino acids. The transcript is spliced from 2 exons. The record is from RefSeq and is a predicted model, not a curated record.
AUGGCACUGGAACCUUCCCUCUACACCAUCAAGGCUGUUUUCAUCCUGGAUAAUGAUGGGCGCCGGCUGCUAGCCAAGUAUUAUGACGACACACUCCCCUCCACGAAGGAGCAGAUGGUCUUUGAGAAAAAUGUCUUCAACAAGACCAGCCGGACCGACAGCGAGAUUGCAUUUUUUGGGGGCAUGACCAUUGUCUUGUAUGUGGUGGGCUCAUCCCAUGAGAAUGAGCUGAUGCUCAUGGCUGUUCUCACUUGCCUGUUUGAGUCUCUGAACCACAUGUUAAGGAAGAAUGUGGAGAAGCGCUGGCUGCUGGAAAACACGGACGGAGCCUUCCUGGUGCUGGAUGAAAUUGUGGAUGGCGGCGUGAUUCUAGAGAGUGACCCCCAGCAAGUGAUCCAGAAAGUGAAUUUUUGGGCAGAUGAUGGUGGCUUGACAGAACAGAGAGUGGCCCAGGUUCUUCAGUCUGCCAAGGAACAAAUUAGAUGGUCAUUACUGAAAUGAAGGCUGUGGAUGUAAGGCUCCCUACCCCUGGAAAAUUUCCCCAAUCCUGGAAAAAGUCCAAAGACCCCAGAGGACAGGAGAAACUCCUCUGCGUCCCCAGACUCCUCCUGGAACUGACUUCUGAGGUCUCUGCCAGGAACUCUAAAAUGCAAAGGUUUGGCCCCAGCACUGAGUCAUCCCUUCCCAUGCCCUGGCCUGCCCACUGGGGCAUGAGAACCAGUUGAGCUGCUUUAACUCAGACCUUAGGCAUUCCUGGCCCCAGAACCCUAAUAAACCUACUUUUGUUUGCUGGCA